This is a messenger RNA of Pyrenophora tritici-repentis Pt-1C-BFP, 2064 nucleotides long. The record is from RefSeq and is a predicted model, not a curated record. NCBI's taxonomy places the organism in Eukaryota, Fungi, Ascomycota, Dothideomycetes, Pleosporales, Pleosporaceae.
AUGUCCGGCCGCAUUAUGCCAGUCAAGUCAUCAUGGGAUAUCGUCAUACUCGUGUUUAUCCCCUUUUUCGGACACGCGAUUAGCCCAAUCCCAAGAUAUAUGGGCCUCGUAACGGACGUCCUGGUGUUGAUCAUGCCAAUCGUACCCUCCCUCCACCAUGGCGGAGGCCAGGCUCCGCUUCAGGCGUUCCUGCCGUCACCGCUCCCUUCGUCAUCUUUACCUCGAGUGGACAUUACCGAUUAUCCUCCGAUAGCCAUCUACUCAACCAACACUGUCGUCGAACCUUCGGACGCUGCGCGGGACGCCUCCGACCGAUAUAUUAUACCUACCAUCGAUACCCCCGAGGAACAUUCGUCACAAGACCAGUCGUUUGCGCAAUCUCCCACCGCUGUAGCCGGAAUUGUGGACUCACCGUCCGAGCAAGAUAAAGACAUGAAGAGCAGAAAACCUGCAAUGACCGCUGUCGGUACCUUGUUUGGGCUCUUUACGUUCUCUCAAGUAUACCAGGACCUCUUGUUUGAUUACUUGACACCUCCGGGUGAAGAACGGGCAGAGGAAAGAGCAUGGGUGGCGUCCUCGCGAUCAUGGCUGGAUCGCAAGGCUUGUAGAUGGUUUGGGAUAUGUGGCCUGUCGCAUUUGAACAAGGACAACUGGACCACCCAGAACUUGGAUGGCUACGGAUAUCAACAGGUUGAUACCGGACAUGGCGCCCAUCCCGACCUGAAAGAUUUCUGGCACGAUGCGAGGACAAUACCCGAGGAUUAUAAGCCAAUGGAUGAGCGCGAGAUACCACAAUACGUUAUAGAUCAUGCGCCAUUGAUACAUCUCUACUCGGGUGAAGAAUACUGGCCCGGUGACAUGGGAGAGCAUUUGAUACACACAACACCACAUCUAAACUAUACGCCCAUGCAAGCGACGAGUAACCAUCCAAACAUUAGCAAUCUCGGCGAGCUUAACAAGUGGGGAAGAUUCGUAUACCUGCAGAGCGACGACAACGUUGAGGAUCGUCCGGCUUGGUUGGGUGCGGACUACAACAUUCCUACCGCACCAAACGACGACGAUGACGACGAUGAGUGGCAACAUGGAGACGGGCCGAAUGGUCGCAUCAAACAAGACAAAAACGCUAAAAAGUAUAGCUGGUGGCACGUAGGUUUGGGUGACACCAAGGACCGCGGUGGAAUUCGACCGGAUCCCACAUCAUCUGGUCUUCCCAUUCCAACCAAGACGCCCGAAGGUGAAGAGCUUGUUGAUGACGACAGCGAAUGGCGAUCCGAACUACGCUUCAGCCGAAGGAAAUAUACUGGGAAGAAAGUUGUAGGCGGACGAAGCGACGCGCCUGUACCAUUGGUCGUCGUGGAUAAGGGUGACGGGGUAGUGGACGCGUUCUGGUUCUUCUUCUACAGCUACAACCUUGGCAACGCAGUCUUCAAUGUGCGUUUUGGCAAUCAUGUUGGAGACUGGGAACACACUGUUGUUAGAUUCCAGCAUGGCAAGCCUAAAGCGGUGUUUUUCAGUGAACACAGCUUCGGUGAAGCAUACGCUUGGGACGCUGUAGAGAAGAGUGGGCAGAGGCCUAUCGGUUUCUCUGCUACCGGAACCCACGCCAUGUACGCCACUGCAGGCUUACAUCCAUACGUAUUGCCUGGUGGCAUCCUGCAUGAUGUCACAGACCGUGGUCCUCUCUGGGACCCGGUCAUGAACAUGUACUCGUACAAAUACGAUUACCAACACGACAAGUUGGUUCCUUCCAAUCUAAACCCUGUCGCACCCGUGUCAUGGUUCUACUUUGCCGGCCACUGGGGCGACAAGUUCUACCCACUCAGCGACCCCCGACAAUAUCGUUUCCUGGGCCAGUAUCAUUACGUCAAUGGGCCGCUCGGUCCUCGUUUCAAGAAUUUGGGACGACAAGAAAUUUGCCAAGGCAAUGGCGAGUGUGUGCUCAAGGGACGGCCUGAAGAGAGGUCCAGCAUUAUGAAGAGAUGGGUGAACGUUGGCGAGGGCGAGGAGAUGAGCGAGGAAGAUGCCAAACGGGUGUUUGGUGCAGAAUACGAUUCCGCGUCUUGA